AUGUCCGCUAGAAGGAAAGAAUUCCAUCAAGGAGCUUCCUGCGAACUAUACCACACGAACUUGUCUUUCCAAGAAGAUCUACAGCCAUCUUUCGGCCCAUCCAGAUCACCCAAUCCAAGCCAACCUUGCCCUCCUCGACAUAUAGGCUCCUGCUUUGAAUCACCGAAUCCAGAUGAUUCUUGCACUUAUCCUAGAGACUGUUCCGAACCGGAAGACUAUUCGCACCCCAACAACAUUUGUCCGCCACGAUGUAUAAGAUCUUGUAUUCGAAAGAAGAAUCAAGAUGGUUUAUACAAUUAUCUUGGAGCGUGUGACGAAGAAUCAGCGAUUGAUGAUGAUGCUCCAGGAACACGAAUUCCUAUAAUCAUCCCAAAUACCGCCAGAGACAUGAAUGAUGAACGGCAUUCACAUAGCCAAGUUCAAGAUGAUGUCUAUUUCCCACUGCCAAUUCGUGCGGAUUAG
Messenger RNA from Botrytis sinoallii, 462 nucleotides. RefSeq lists its product as uncharacterized. The transcript has a single exon. The coding region runs from base 1 to 462 and encodes 153 amino acids. NCBI's taxonomy places the organism in Eukaryota, Fungi, Ascomycota, Leotiomycetes, Helotiales, Sclerotiniaceae. The record is from RefSeq and is a predicted model, not a curated record.